This is a messenger RNA of Yamadazyma tenuis ATCC 10573, 1220 nucleotides long. The record is from RefSeq and is a predicted model, not a curated record. NCBI's taxonomy places the organism in Eukaryota, Fungi, Ascomycota, Pichiomycetes, Serinales, Debaryomycetaceae.
AUCACUGGAAUUAUAACAAUCCCAGAGAUUUUCCAGUAAGAGCAUUGUUCUAGUUCAAAUCCCCACUGGUAGAUAAGACAACUCCCUGAAGCAAGAACAACUACACCAUGGACAGGUUCCGGAACUACCACCAUUACUACGACUGGGUCUAAUGGUGAGCCUACAAUUGUAGUUGAGACUCCAAUUCUGACCGUUACUACACCAUGGACUGGUUCCUUUACUUCCACAUAUACAAGCACUCUUUCUAAUGGGGAGAAGAAAGUAGUCGUUGAGACUCCAGAAGUCACUACUACUAUUCCUUGGACUGGUUCUUUCACCUCGACUUACACCACUACUGGUAGCAAUGGAGAGCCUAAAGUUGUUAUUGAAACACCAGGUAGUGUCUUCACUACCACCAUUCCUUGGACAGGUACUUUUACUUCGUCAUACACCACUACUGAUAAAAACGGCGAUAAGACUAUUGUGGUGGAAGUUCCAGAAGCAACCACUACUAUUCCUUGGACUGGUUCUUUCACCUCGACUUACACCACUAUAGGAAAGGAUGGUGAACCUACCGUUGUAAUUGAAGCUCCAUAUCCUACAGCCACUCAAUUCAAUUUGACCACGGUAACUAUACCAUGUGGAUGUGAAAGACCAUCAACUUAUACCACUACUGGUUCUAAUGGUCAGAAAACUGCUAUACAUGAGAUUUCCAACCAGCCAACUACCGUUGUGAUCACUUCCUCCUGCACAGGUGAAUCUGGAGAAGUGGCAGUCUCAACUAUAACUGCCAUAAUGGCUGUUCCUGAAUCUAGUGUAGCUGGGUCGGUUGGUAUAACAACACCAGAAACCUCAGAAGCUAGCAGUACUGGGGAAACAUUUCCUGAAUCUGUUACGACUUAUGAGGCAAUGGGAUCGAAGGCUUCUUUUACCUUUAUGGUAGGUAUUUCUGCUAUUUUAUGGAUACUACUUUGAGUGUUAAUAUUUUCGAAGGGUAACCAACCCCUUUUAUACGGAUUAUUUAAUUUCUUUCAUUCAAUUUUGUCUUUUCGUGUAUAUCUGGUUCACACCCCUGGUUAUACUUCAAUGUAUUUUUGAUUCCUUGAGAAUUUGCAGCAAUAGGCGAAACUGUCAGGUAUUAUGAUUAAUCUUCGCUUAUAAGGGCAAUAUCUAGGAUUUAUUUCCCCUAAACAGGCUCACCACCUGCCAUCCUUAUAUGAAGUCAGAUUUAUUUAUUGAAU